Molecule: messenger RNA, 2795 nt
Organism: Lytechinus pictus (painted urchin)
Lineage: Eukaryota; Metazoa; Echinodermata; Echinoidea; Temnopleuroida; Toxopneustidae
Product: organic cation transporter protein-like
Exons: 11
Coding region: 298-2031 (577 amino acids)
Biological process (GO): transmembrane transport
Cellular component (GO): membrane
Molecular function (GO): transmembrane transporter activity
Source: RefSeq, a predicted model, not a curated record
ACUACUGUUCGCGCGUGUGCUUCUUACAUAAUUGCGAUCAUCAGAACGUCAUUUAUCAGAGAUGCGAUAAUCUCUAAAGUGAACUUUAAGUUUAGGUGAUAAAACUUCAGAAUAACAAAUAAGAAGGCAAAGACAGAUAGAAAGGCUUAUUAACAAACUAAUGCAUAGAUUAGGUAGAUGGGCAUUUUGUCGGAAACGUUUUGCUGUCCCAAUUGACGCUAAUGGCUCAAUUUUUGAACCUCCUUAUAUCUUGAAUGUUUGUUUCUCCGUUUGUUUGCAAUUUAUUAUUUAACAAAAAUGAAGUUUGAUGACAUUUUAAAGACGGUUGGAGAGUUCGGACCCUACCAGCAACGUGUCUAUGUGAUCUCACUGAUAUUUAAGUUCACCGUUUCUUGGGCUACGAUGAUCUCAGUUUUCAUGAAUGCUUCCGUUGACCACUGGUGUGCGACUCCUGAAUGGGAUCCUGGAUGUGACAAAUAUGGAUUAUCGGAUGAAGCAUGUGAACAAGCACAGAAGAACGGCAGCAUCCCGUCCAACUAUACAUCAGAUGGGGAGCUGGUCUACGCACAGUGUGAGAAAUAUAAUGUGUCAGGAGUGGGAUUCUGGCCUGGCAUAGAUCCGUCCAAUUACAGCAGCGCAACGACGUCAUGUGAUGAUGGAUGGGUAUACGAUGAUAGCCAAUACGAGACGACGACAGUAACUGAUUUUGAUCUGGUAUGUGGCAAAGGUGACCUCACCCAAGUAUCUCAAUCAAUAUACUACGGAGGUUUCUUGGCUGGAUCUAUAUUCUUCGGAAUCCUCUCAGAUGUAAUUGGUCGCUGGUGGACACUCUUUCUUACUAACCUUGUUUCUCUUAUAUCUGGAGUGGCUAUCGUCUUUUCACCGACAUGGUGGUUCUUCGCCACGAUGCGUUUCUUUAUGGGUUUCGGAAACAUUGCCUUCAACAUCACCCUGUAUGUGAUAGGGACGGAGUACAUCGGACCAUCAAAGAGAUCCCUGAUCAUUCUCGUCUCUACCACCUAUGCUCUUGGCUACAUGUUCCUUGCCCUUCCUGCUUAUUUCAUCCGAUCCUGGCGUCUUCUAACACUCAUCUUGACGCUGCCUCUCCUAUUUCUAUUCAUAUGCUUUAUAUGGCUACCCGAGUCUGCAAGAUGGCUUAUAUCUGUGGGGAAAUAUGACAAGGCCGAAAAAGUUAUCAGCAAAGUGGCCGAAGUCAACAAAGCCGAACUACCGAAGCCAUUGUUUACAAAAGAAUACAGGGAAGAAGAGGAUCAAAGCCGCAAGGCACAUCGACCCUCUGGUCUCGAUCUGAUCCGCACACCUAGAAUGAGAAUGAGAACCAUAAACCUGAUAUUUAUAUGGAUGGUGAAUGCUAUGGUCUAUCACGGUCUGUCUCUGAAUAGUUCAAAUCUAGGCGUCAACGACUACGUCGCCUUCGUGAUCACUGGUGGUAUCGAAAUCCCAGCUUACUUUAUGGAUAUUUUCAUCGUAGAAUUCUUUGGUCGGAGAUUCAGUCUCUUCUUCUGCUUGAUGGUUGGUGGUUUGGCUUGCCUGUCAAGUGCCUUUAUACCCUCUGGCGUUGCUUUGACAACUGUUGCUAUGGUAGGAAAGUUUGGCAUUACCGGUUCAUUUGCAAUAAUAUAUCUAUACACUGUCGAGCUUUAUCCAACAAAUAUAAGGGGUGUGGCCAUCGGCAACUGCUCCAUGUUCUCCAGAGUGGCAAGUAUUUCAGCACCCUUGGUACUCAUCUUGGCGAAGUAUUGGGACCCUCUACCCCUUGUCAUCUACGGGUCUCUGUCUGUCAUUGCUGCUCUGUCGGCCCUUGCUCUGCCAGAAACACGAGGAAGGAAACUACCGGAGACGCUAGAAGAAGGGGAACAAUUCGGACUGAAAACUACCCAUGUUGAUGAAAGCACUAAAGAGCAAGACCACGACGCUUAUGAGAAUGGGCUCACUCAUAGCGAGAAAGGCAUGAUGAGUUCAGGGACAGCUCAUCAGAACCCAGCAUUCAUUAUGGAGGACGACAAAUGAGGGCGCUACACCUAAAUCAUUGGAAAUUCAGAGCUUCAUUCGAUUUAAUAUAUGGAAAAUUAAUGGGGUAAAAGGAUACUGCCAAAAAUCAGGUGCUUAUGUGACCUGUCAUUGUCGAGUAGUUAUUAUUAUUUUUUUUACAUCAUCAUCAGCUAUUUAACAAAAAUCAGCCGAUAACUAUGGGUUAAGCCUGCCUGUACCAUUUAUUUAGAAAUUAAUAAUCCGUCCCUGAUAUAUUAAAAAAAAUAAUAAUAAUAAGGUAGAUUACCGUGCUAAAGCCAUAUUUCGUUGGUCAAAUUUGAUAAUUAUACAUGCAUUUUUUUAUUUUCAAAAUGUAGAUUAAACUUGCAAUUCAAUAUGGAGUAAUGGAAAGUAUCCGUAAUUUCGCUUAUCAAACUAGUCUUGUUAGUAAUUUAAAGAAAACGUUUCAGGAGAAUGAAAGAGAAAGGGGUGAGAUUUGAAUUUUACAAACUGCCUGGUGGGUGUGAAUGCAGUCGUACACUCAUCUGGAGAUUUAUUAUAUAUUUUUUUCAAGCUAUGCAAUAAAUGAGAUCCAUUUGUAUUUUCAAAACUGUUACGUAACUUAAGACCCAAAUUCAUAGAUAGAUAUAUAGAUAAAUGGUUUGUCAAUAAAAAAAAUCAAGACAUCAUUGCGGCUAAGGCCGAAUUGCGAUGUAUUUACAAGGUAAUAAUGACAUUAAAAAAUGUUUAAACAAGACAGAUAAUUACAAAAUAAAUAAUACGGAUAAAGUAUGGUAUUGAAA